GAGAAUAAUCUCAGUGUAUAGUUCAGCUUUUUGAGCUGGGGUUUACAUUGACCUACAGUUUACCAAAGCACAAGUUUCUCUUCACAUGUUUUCUUGUUCUCUUCUUUUUGAUGGAGUGAUUUGCAGAGUGGGUUCAUAAGGUUCAGCUUUCAGAAUGAAGAUGAUUGUGUGGUUUGUGUUUGUGCUGGGUGCCCGCUCUGCUGCAGGAGACGUUUUCAUUGCAAAAGUCGGGCAGAAGGUCACCUUGAACUGUGAGGUCAGCAGCUACAGACGCUCUCUGGUGUGGCGUCGUGGAGAUGACCUUCUUUGUUCUGUUGAUCAGAGAGGCUUCAAUCGCAAAGGCACUAUUGACCUUGCAAAGAGGUCAGCCGUGAGACAUGUGAAUCUGGAAAUCUCUGGUGUGAGAGAAACAGAUGCCGGAAAGUUCACAUGUUUGGCAGAUCAGACACUUCGAGAACAUUCACUUGUUGUGGUCUCAGUGUCGGUCUCUGUCACUCCCUCUGCUGUUCUCCAGCUGGGCAGCGAGGCAACGCUGCAGUGUGACGUCAGAGGUCUGGAUGAAGGUUGUGAAGUGCAGUGGAAGAGUCCGAACGCAGGUUUACCUGAAGGGACGUCGACAACUCAACUCAAACCUGUAACAAACUUACAUGAUGGGACCUGGCAGUGUGUCAUCACCUAUGGCGGCAACCAGAUCAGUGAAAGUCUGACCAUAAGCGUACAAGAGCCGCCUCCUACACCAGCAACAACUUCACUGUCCAGCUCAAAGGACAGCCCAAAGACCCCCUUGGCUAUUGUGUGUACAGUUUUUGCAGAACUUCUCAAAAUGAUUCUUCACUGAAUGUGUAACUGAUUCUUGUAAUUUUUUUCUUUCUCCUAUGUGAACGCUAACAAACACAGACUGCAAAAGUCAUAAUUGCACUCCAAUAAGCGCGUACAAAAGCCCCGUCUAAUGUUUCUCAUAACGUCUCUCAGAAUGGACGUCACACAGUUCAAUAAACAGGUGCCACUAACAUUCACAGUGAGAAAAAAUGUCAGUAAAUGAAAAAGAAUAACAAUAAAAUAUCUACUACAAAAGCCCUCCUCCACCAAAUGGGCUUGUUUUCCUUCAGUUUGCUGAGGGUGAAAUUUGGGUGAUUGUUUUUUUGUUUUUAGUUUUGUAAAGAAAUGUUUUGUUACUUUGUUGCUGUUACUGCUGUGACAAAUAAAAAAAUCAUCUUUCUGUGAAA
Messenger RNA from Archocentrus centrarchus (flier cichlid), 1226 nucleotides. RefSeq names its product roundabout homolog 2-like. The transcript has 6 exons. The record is from RefSeq and is a predicted model, not a curated record. The coding region runs from base 155 to 838 and encodes 227 amino acids. NCBI's taxonomy places the organism in Eukaryota, Metazoa, Chordata, Actinopteri, Cichliformes, Cichlidae.